AUGACAGAAGCAGUUGCACGGAGGGACAUCUCUUCAUUAAAAGAGCUCUGCAAAGGACAUUUAAAGACAAGAAUUUUAGAGACAGCCUCAUUGGAUGAAAAGCUGUAUGGUGGUCACGUAUACUAUACUGCAUGCUCUGCAGAGUGCAAGAAUGCAGACACUUCAUGCUCCUCAGAAGUUGAAGAUGUGAAUGAAAUGGGAACAGCAGGAAUAAACUAUCUGGCACUUCUGAAAGGAUCAAUAACAAAUGAAAAUGAAGAAUGGCAUCAGCUGCCUAGGAUUAUAAAAGAGGUGCACUCUUUAAAAACAACACAUGAGCUAAGAGUAGGAUACGAAACUCUCUUACUUAUUGCCAAGCAGAUGAAAAAAGUAUCUUCACUAGGUGUGGCUGAGAAUGAAGCAGGCCAGACAGAAAAUACGCCUGCAUGCUUUCUUAAAGAAAAUGAAAAUAAUCUGGUUGUCUUGCUAAAUAGUACAAUGGGAAAUUCUCACUUUGUUAUCCGGAAUAUUAUUAAGAAUAUAAUGAAGGAGUUAGUGUCAUUUAGCAAAGAACCGUGCAUCCUCAGUAAUGAGAACUGGUCAUCCCAUACUAGAACAGAGAUUGCACUUGCCAUGAAGACAAUCACACUAACUGCAAGUGUGAGUGAUAUUGAGCAGUUAAAUAAUAAGAAAUCAGGAGAUAAGAUAGCAAAGUUGCUGCUUCUAUCAGACCAUGCGCAGUAUGCACCCCUCCUUAGUGGAGUAGACCUUACAUGUGUAGGGAGCAGAAAUAUUCGGAUGCUUGCAAGCAGACUGCCAGAUGUAGAACGUAAAGGAGUCUAUGAUAUUCUGUGCCGUCUUAAUUCUGUGAACUGUGUCUUUUUUUCUGAUGCACAGACUGUUCAUUCAGAGGAAAUGCACUGCAAAUGCUUUUCUGUGAAAAAUGAAAACGUGCGAGUGGAGUACUUUGAAAGCCUAAUGAAGGACCAGAGUGCAGUGGAAGAUAGGUUGGAUUUGAUCGUGCAGUAUCUGAUGCACAACCAGAUUCUCACCUCAAAGGAAAACCAGAAAAGACUCCGGCAGCUAUUCCAGACUCUAGUCCGAGUUAUUCGCCAUAAGGUUGUAACUAAGCAUAAAUACGUAGUAGAGAACAAAUUGGUCGAUGCAAAAAAUGAAAGAAGCAUGGGAUAUUUCAGACAGAUUAUUCAGAUUGUUUUGGCAAUGGCGCAUGGCACAAAUUACUGUAGACUGCUGCAGGGUCUCAACUAUUUAAAGAUCCUAACAGAAACAAAAGAUGUACAGGAAUAUAUACCUGAGUCUAAGCUUAGAGAAAUUCUUUUCAAAGCACUUGCAGAGACACACAAAGAAAUCCGAGAAAUAGCAGUACUCUUCAAAAUGGAUAUAUGUGUUGAGCAGGUUGAACGAAUAUUAGAGUGCUCGAAUAACAAUGAGCUGCAUGGAAUGGCUCUUCUGCUGGCUGCCAACAUAACUGAGCUGAAUAAAGAAAAGGUCACAGCCAUUUUCAAGAGCGCAUUGGAACGGAUGCGAUCUAACAAGGGAUCACCUACAAUAUAUAAGGAGAUCCAUGUGCUGUGGAGCAUAUUCAACUCCCUACCAGAAGAUAGGCUUUUCCUGGAGGGAAACAGACUAAAUCCAGUCCAUGUGGUAGAAACAAAAAAGAGAAAAGCAUUUGGUGUUUCAGAGAUAGAUAUUGCUCAGACAUACAAAAUAGACAUUCCUUACAAGAUAAGAGAGAUAUAUGCUGAGCUGAUUCUUCCAAUAUUCAGGAAAUCAUUGAAAGUCUUGCAGACCCGUGAGAUAUACCUUUCCGAAAACACAGAAGAGCCGCAUGGAGAGAAGCCAGAGAGUACAGAAAUCUCACACUCAGCAGACUACUUGCAAAACUGGUAUACAGUCCGAGAGUGCAUUAUGUUCAUCACAGUAUACGCAAUAACAAGCAGAGACAAAGGAUGCCUUGAUCUUUUGACUAAUGCCCUGCUGACAGUUGGCGGUCAUUUGGGAGUCAUUAUGACUGCGUCUGAUGCAAUUAAGUCUAUCCUGCUAUAUUAUGACUCACCGGAAGAAACCUUAGCAUAUGCAAAAAACGUGCUAAAUCUGGUCAUCACCAAGGACCUGAAGAAUAUUCGGCGAGAUGGUGGUAUACCGUAUGUAUUUAAGGCCUUGAGCGCAUCAGAGUGCAAUUCAAAAAGUAAGCUGGCAACACAUUAUAUUAUGAAAGAGGCAAUUCAACGGUCUUUUUCUCUUAUUGAGAACAGAUGGAUGUUCAAGCCAGUGCGUGAGAACUCUGAGCUAACAUUCACAGAAGAUCUAGGAAUAUCUGGUCUACAGGUAUCUAAGGCCUCCUUAGAUGCAACACCAGAAGUGUCUAAUGAAAAGUAUCUAAUUCACUACCUUAAUAUCCUGAAAAGCAUAUCAAGUGAUGGCAUAUUUAAGUAUGACAUGCGAGUAUACGAGCCUUCUUUGUUUCUGCUGUCUGCCUUGCUUAUGUCACACAGAGCCUGGAAGGUAAGAAAUACUUCUCUGAUGCUGUACACUACGCUUAUUAAGAAAAUGUGCAAAGAGGCCCUUAACACACAAGAAGAUGCAAGGUACUCGAAGAUCUCUGUCAAUCAGACUUCAAAGAAGGUGCUAUGCGACUGCCUCGAAUACUUUAACAUGUCUAAUGACCAGAAUGGAAUAUUCUCUUGUUUGGUCUUUUUCUCCCGUAUAAAUGAAAUUAGUGAAAGAGAAAGAGAAUUGCUAAAGAGCAUCAGAUGCACAUCCCUCUGCAAGAGAACCAGAAAAAAGAUAGAUCAGAUCUUAUAUAAAACCCCAGACCAAGAGGACAACCUUAUACUUAGCUCGCACAAAUUAGUACCUGCCCAUGUGAAAGACACUAUGGCUAGAGUCUCCUUAAAUAACAGCGAAAAUAGAAAGGAAUUCAAUGCACUCCAGAAGUGCGCAGGAAUCAGCAAUGAGUGCAUGUCUCUAGAGAGUGAACUGCUUGAGGUAAUUGGAAGCGAAGAUGAUAAUGUCAGAGAGUGGGCAGUAAGCCAAUACACUCCAGACCAUUCAUAUGAAUAUGCUCUCCAUAAAUUAAUUCGCACAGCAAAGUGCAAAGCAUGCCUGCAUAAAAGAAUAUCAUACACAAAUAACUCCACAGAGUGCAUUGCAGGAACUGAGCAGUUUCCAUCAGAAAGACUGAAUAUGUUUAGAGAUAUUCCAUACGAACUAUUUUUGCUGCAGGGUAACCAGAAGUCAACUGCCUAUGCAGAGAUAUAA
This is a messenger RNA of Nematocida ausubeli, 3261 nucleotides long. RefSeq lists its product as uncharacterized. Bases 1 to 3261 code for a protein of 1086 amino acids. The record is from RefSeq and is a predicted model, not a curated record. NCBI's taxonomy places the organism in Eukaryota, Fungi, Microsporidia. The transcript has a single exon.